[Candida] anglica is the source of this 1272-nucleotide messenger RNA. NCBI's taxonomy places the organism in Eukaryota, Fungi, Ascomycota, Pichiomycetes, Serinales, Debaryomycetaceae. The record is from the annotation of a GenBank genome assembly.
AUGGCUUCUAUGGGAACACCGGCUGUGGUCAUGGACAACGGUACUGGGUUAACCAAGUUGGGUUUUGCAGGCAAUGACUCCCCAUCUUUUGUUUUCCCAACCGCAAUUGCUACUGCUUCCGCAUCUUCGAAAACCACCAAGUCCAACAGUAGUAACAAGACUUCAUUUUUAUCAUCAAAGAGAGGCUUAGAAGACUUGGAUUUUUUCAUUGGACAUGAAGCUGUGAACGCUGCUAAUGGUCCAAACUAUAACUUGUCAUACCCUAUCAAGCAUGGUCAGAUUGAAAAUUGGGAUCAUAUGGAAAGAUUUUGGGAAAAUUCUAUUUUCAAAUAUUUAAGAUGUGAACCUGAAGAUCAUUAUUUCUUACUUACUGAACCUCCAUUGAAUCCACCUGAAAACAGAGAAAGUACAGCUGAAAUCAUGUUUGAAUCAUUCAACUGUGCUGGGUUAUAUAUUGCUGUACAAGCUGUAUUGGCCCUUGCAGCUUCAUGGACUUCUUCCAAGGUUCAAGAUAGAUCCUUAACUGGUACAGUUAUUGAUUCUGGUGAUGGUGUCACCCAUGUGAUUCCUGUUGCAGAAGGGUAUGUCAUUGGUGCAGCAAUUAAGAACAUUCCUCUUGCUGGUAGAGAUAUCACCCUUUUCAUACAAUCUCUUCUUAGAGAUCGUGGUGAAGCUGAUACUUCAUUACAAACUGCUGAAAAGAUUAAACAACAAUUUUGUUAUGUUUGUCCAGAUAUUGUAAAAGAAUUCAACAAGUUUGAUCAAUAUCCACAAGAGAAAUUUGCUCAAUAUAUUGUUGAAUAUGCUGAUAAAAAUAAGAAUAACGUUGUUGAUGUUGGAUAUGAACGAUUUUUAGCACCAGAAAUUUUCUUUAACCCAGAAAUUUGUCUGUCUGAUUAUUUGACUCCAUUACCUACCGUUGUUGAUCAAGUCAUCCAAGCUUCUCCAAUUGAUGUACGUAAGAAGUUGUACAAGAAUAUUGUAUUAUCUGGUGGAUCUACCAUGUUUAAGGAUUUUGGUAGAAGAUUACAAAGAGAUUUGAAAGAUUUAGUGAAGGAAAGAAUUGAAUUAAGUGAAAGAUUAAGUGGUGUGAAGAGUAGUGGUGUUGAUGUUCAAGUUAUCUCACAUAAGAGACAAAGAAAUGCAGUAUGGUUUGGAGGUUCUUUAUUAGCACAAACUGCUGAAUUUAAGAGUUAUUGUUACACUAAACAAGAUUAUGAUGAAUAUGGACCAAGUAUCGUUAGAAACUUUUCUUUGUUCUCUGUACCAUAA